This is a messenger RNA of Colletotrichum tamarilloi, 687 nucleotides long. RefSeq lists its product as uncharacterized. The transcript has 3 exons. NCBI's taxonomy places the organism in Eukaryota, Fungi, Ascomycota, Sordariomycetes, Glomerellales, Glomerellaceae. Gene Ontology annotation, molecular function: protein binding. The record is from RefSeq and is a predicted model, not a curated record. Bases 1 to 687 code for a protein of 228 amino acids.
AUGCUGCUCAAGAUCACGCAUCAUCUUAAACACGGAGACGAAUUCAACGUUUUCCUCCAUAAGGAAUGCGGUGCGGAUGCGAAUUUUGUCUCCCAAGGCUUUAUGGGCAAUGCUUUGCAGGCCGCGUGCUUUGGCAAGGAGCGGGUGCUUCAAUCUGAAACCGAUAAGAUUCUCGAGUAUCUCGUAUUGAAGGCCGGGGCAAAGGUCGAUCAAAAUUGCGGAUUCUUCGGCACUGCGCUCAACCUGGCUUGUCUGUUACCAUUAAAUAGCACCUGGACGGUUCUCUCAAAGAAACUGAAAGCGAACCUAACUAUUGCCGAUCAGAUGGGUCGUUUACCGAUUCACUUCGCAGCCGUUCACUCCUAUGACAGGUACUUGGGCCUUUCACAGCUCCUUUCCAAAAAGGGAGAUGGCUAUCUCAAUUUGGCGGACAAGACCGGUCGCACUGCUUUACACUGGGCAGCUCAAAGCGGAGAAGUUCAAACUGUCAAAACCAUUCUCUCAUCUGGCAGAGUCGAUGUCAAUCAAGCUGACAAGGAUGGCUGGACGGCACUCUGCUGGGCCGCUAGAGGUCUAACCUCGAAAGCAAAGUUUGCUCAGAAGGAUUCUCAACACCAAGUAGAGGUGAUCGAGCACCUCCUCAACAGCGGUGCUAAUGGCCGAGUGAACCUUGUCGAAGGCGAGUGA